Prinia subflava (tawny-flanked prinia) is the source of this 3045-nucleotide messenger RNA. RefSeq names its product solute carrier family 35 member G2 (gene SLC35G2). Gene Ontology annotation, cellular component: plasma membrane. NCBI's taxonomy places the organism in Eukaryota, Metazoa, Chordata, Aves, Passeriformes, Cisticolidae. The transcript has 4 exons. Bases 842 to 2071 code for a protein of 409 amino acids. The record is from RefSeq and is a predicted model, not a curated record.
GCACAGCCCGCACGCACCGCUGCCUGCUGGCGCUGCAGAUUGCUGCGAGAGGAUCCCGAGCAGUGAGUGAGGUGUCUCUAAUCUCGAUCUGUCAUCUGCUGCCAUAGACCGAAGGCGCCGUGUCGUGCUUCACCCCAUUGCUGGCAGGUGCUGCGUUCCCAGCUGAGCAGUCCAGAGGGAGCAGCUCGGUGCAGAACUGCCAUUUUAGCCACACGCUCAGCAGCUAUUGUUUUCCUCCAGAGAGAUCCUGAAAGCAUCGCACAGGUCCCGUGCCACAUUCGCGACUGUUCUCUUGAAUUUGCAACUAUUUGUUGAAAGAAAAUGUAACUGAAGCCAGGAAACAAGAAAGUUACCGAGCUAUGCUCGUGGUAACAAAUGAGCUAUUUUGGUUUUCUUUUCAGAAACAGUUGCACCUUUUACUCAGCUGUUUCUUUACGAAAUGAAUGAGUUUACCCAGUGGUCUACUGUCAAUCUAAUAAUAAUUCCUGUUGCCGCCCACUUUUGUCUUCUUUUUCUGCCACUUUUUUAUUUUUAUUUUUAUUCACCAUCCAGUAUGUUGUGCCUUAAAGCAAGGAAGUCUUCAUUUUUUUUUAAAGCUGCAAGGCAAAACUGGAUUGUAACACAAUGAAAAUGCUAGGUAGGAAAAACUGUGCAGGUGAAAACCACUGCCUUCCUGGGCUCACUCGGUGCGGUUUGCAUUUGCAUGUUAAAAGACUCGGAAAGAAGGAAAAGUGAAGGUAGCAGAUAGCUCAUCAAAGAUGUAGAUGAUGAAGAGGAGUUUUCCCCCCUCUGCCUUGGGAUCGAAUGUCUCUGUCACAGACCAGGGCAUUUCUCUAAGGAAAUGGAUAUGUCUACCCAAAAAUACCCGGUCAAAAAGCGAGUGAAAAUUCAUCCCAACACAGUAACAGUGAAAUACACUUCUCAUUAUCCCCAGCCAGGAGAAGAGGGAUGUGAGGAUGUUAAUGAAGAUACUGGAGUAUUUAUGGAGGAUAAUCCUAAGAGAAGACUACUGAAUGAUGGGAAAAAGCGAGAAAAGACUUUUUUUGGUACAAUAGACACUAAGCCAGCACAACUGCCAAAACCUGAUGAGGCUGGACAAUCCCAGCACUUUCCUGAAGGAAGCGUACUGCAGUCCAGGAAAACAUGGGCAGUCCUGUUUGGGUCUGCCGUGGCUCACGGCUGCGUGGCUCUGAUCACCAGAUUAAUUUCUGACCGUUCCAAAGUGCCAUCUCUGGAGCUGAUUUUCAUCCGCUCGGUGCUGCAGGUGCUGUCCCUCACUGCUGUGUGCUACCACCACGAGCCUCCCUUCGGCCCCAAAGGCUACAGGCUCCGGCUGUUCCUCUAUGGGGUCUGCAAUGUCAUCUCCAUCACCUGUGCCUACACCUCCUUCUCCAUAGUGUCCCCCAGCAAUGGGACCAUCAUGUGGAGGGCCACCACCACGGUGUUCAGUGCCAUUCUGGCUUUUUUACUCAUCGAUGAAGGAAUGGCUUACAUAGACAUAGUCACUGUCAUUGGCAGCGUGUUCGGCGUUUGUCUGGUCAUGAUCCCCAACAUUGUUAAGGAGGAGAACUCUGUGCUGAGCACCUGGAAGGAAGCUUUUGGCUAUACCAUGACUGUCAUGGCUGGUCUGACCACUGCCCUCUCCAUGAUAGUCUACAGGUCCAUCAAAGACAACAUCAGCAUGUGGACAGCGCUGUUCACUUUCAGCUGGACAGGAACAGUGUGGGGAGCAUCCACCAUGUUCCUGCUCCAAGAGCCAAUUGUCCCACUGGAUGGGGAAACCUGGAGCUACCUCCUUGCCAUCUGCCUGUGCUCCACUGCAGCCUUCCUGGGGGUCUACUAUGCCCUGGGCAAGUUUCACCCCACUCUGGUGAGCACCGUGCAGCACCUGGAGAUCGUCAUUGCCAUGGUCCUGCAGCUUCUUGUGCUGCACAGCUUCCCAGGCACUUGUGAUCUGGUCGGGGCAGUGCUUAUUUUGGUGAGUGUUUUUUUCCUUGCCUAUUAUAAGCUCUCCUGGAAGGAAUUAAGAAGGCAAGAUUAUCAGGAGAUUGUGGAUUUGUCCAUUAAAUGAAUGUCAGUUUUCAAUGUCUGACUCUGGCUGUGACCACGUGGAAGUGACUCCUUUCAACUCCUGUGUCUGAGUGUAGUGGCCAGGCCCUCUCUCGACCAUUUCUCUUCUCAGCUGAUGUAGCAAAGUUGGCAUUUCCAGUCUCCUGUGCCAGGUGGGUUUGUUCUGCUGCACACAACCAUUCUGUCAUACCCAAAAGAGCAGCACGCAGGGUGCAGAGCCAGCACAGGCUGGCCCACUGAAAUGCAGGCCAAGCUCUUCUUGACCUUCUCUGGAUAAAGCAAUACAGAGGGACUCAAAAGUGACUCUCACUCAUGUAUGCUGUGGUACUAAGAAGAUCAGCAGCAAAACCAUUAAAACAGUCAACCCAACUUGUCAUUUCCUCUAUACUGCUUCUUAAGCUUUGGCUGUCAUAUUCUAAAUGGAGCAAUGCUAAAUUUCUGUGGCUAAAACUUGCAUUUCCUGUGCGUAUAAAGAAGUCAGUAAAGCUUUUUGUGCUUUGUGGCUAAAUUUAUGGCUGAAGCAACACAGGAAGCCCAGAUGUCCUGUGGGGGAAAGUGAGCCCCAAAAGCUGAAUCUCCAGUGGUAUCACAGCUGUGACAGGUCCCCAGGAGCAGUAAGGUCCAGGGCAGAUUAAAGAUCUAACAGACCAAACUCCCUUCUAUGGAACCAUUUUUUCUAAAGGAGGUUUUGACUAUUAUCAAAAGGGAGGGGGGAAAUGGAGAAAUAGAAGAAUGCAUUUGAGAUUGAGGUGUGAGCAGCAUGGUAAUACUGACCAGCCUGGCAAGAUCAGUGACUGUCAGUCAGGGUGCUUGGGUCCUAAACUCCUAGUAAGACAUCAGAUUCACCAAGAGCCCCAGGGCUUUAUGAGCCUAAAUAGUAUUCUUGGCCAUUCUAAUGUGUGGCUGUAAAGAGAAAGGCCAGCAUUUGUGUCCAUGGGCUCUGUGCCAACCAGGCCCUGCAGGCACCUCCCACUC